GGGCAUUUCAAUGGUUCUUGUUGGGGUAAAAUAUUGGAUAAAUUUACCGAAAGAAAUUAUGAUAUUAUAGGCUGGAAUCAGUAUCUGUAAACAUGGCAGAUGACGAUCCUAUCAGUAAAUUACACGAAGGAAAAGGAAAAUGCAAAACUUUCGGGCUUAACUUCAUGUUUCCUCUUAGUUUAUAUGACGAAAUUCAAACUUUGGAAAAUGAGGGCCCCGUUCGGAGCUUUAAUUGCGAAGAUCGGUUCGGUGCAAUGGAAACUGUAAUAACACUGAGCAGACGAAAUGAUAUGAUAGUGAUGAGUGUUCAAGGUCACAAUAUGUACAUGCUUCAGGAAAAAUACCACGUUGUUAUUGACAACAUUGUUGCAGAUGACAGUAAAAGGGAUGUCUCUGAAGAUACACUUACAUGGAAAACACUUGGUGGACCAGUUGAAGAUGAGCUGUUUAACUGGAAAACAAUCAAUGAACUCACCUUGGGAAUGAAAUCUGCAGAUCCUUCGGACACGCUCAAGAAUUUGAAAUAUCCAGGUUUUACACCAAGGCGUAGUGGUCGUGUGAGACAACCAAAGAGAAAAGUUGAUGAUCUCGUUGAAUCUCUUAUGUCAAGGAAUGCAAAGACAGUGAAGUAUGACCCAAAUUAUAUGGAGACUCCAUCAGAUAUGGUAGACAAUAGAGGGCCUGACAGUGAGAAACUUGUGCAUGAUUUUAAUGAGGAAGUUGACCUACCUCAUGAUACAGAUGUAAAACCUGAGCUUAAUGAUUCUGUUGGAACAGAAUCUGCUAAUGGACUUCAAGCCUCUGCUAAACAAGGAUGUGGUAGAUCAAGAAAAGGUGAACCAAAGAAAGCAAAACUCAAAACUAAACCAAAACCUAAAGCAAAGCCAUUAAAGGUUAAAUCUAAUACUACUGGGGAAAUAAAAACUGACAUACCUGAAUCUGAUUUGACAAUACUUGAGGUUAAACCAACAGUGGAUUUACCACCAAUAGAGGACAUUGUUUCAUAUGACAAACGAAUGGUUUCCUGUAAAUACUGUGACAAAACAUUUGCUAAAGGGUACCUCAUUUAUGUUCACUUGAGUGUCCAGCAUCCUGAGUUGAACAAAGAUGAAAUCAAAGUAUAUAAGACAGAGCUUGGGACAGAUAAAUGUAAAUACUGUGGAGAAAUGAAGAAUUCGCUACACAUUGAACGUCAUGAAAAGAGAUGUGCAAAGUUAGCCCAUGGCCAAGAAAAGACAAGAGUUUCAAAGACUGUACAGUGUAAAAUUUGUCUAAAGAUGAAAGCCAACUAUUGCACCUUAUAUGCCCAUGUCAGGGAUCAGCAUAGAACUCAUGAAGAUUGUGCUGCCUACAAGAAGGAAUUACAUCCUAUGUUAAAAGGAACUUGUGAAAAAUGUGGAAAAGAAUGCAUCAAUAUGUUGAUCCAUAGGAAAGAUGGCUGUGGGGACCAAACCAUACCAUGCGAACUAUGUUCUAAAAUGGUUUCCAAGAAACAUAUAGUGGAUCACAUGAAGCGGAUUCACCCAGAUAUGUAUAGGCAUAAUAAUGGGAAACCCAUAGAAAGCUUUCAUUAUAAAAUCUAUAAAAACCAAUGUACACAAUGUCAAAGAAAAUGCAAAAGUCACAAGCAGCUGGAGGACCAUAAGAAAGUCUGUCCUGGGAUGGUAGGGACAUCUGUCCUCCCUGAGACUGUUGCUCGACAGAAGCGUGGUCAGUCUGGAAAGAGCAAUACUGAAGUAUCUCAACAGGCUACAUAUAUUGAGUAUAAAACAAGCCUUGGGGAGGGGGCACAAACUAUGCAGGUUCCAGUCAUGAUUGAAUCAGAGGGUGACGCCAUGCGUGAGAUGUACAAGGGUAGCACUGCCACCUAUUAUACAUUUCCAAAUCUUCAGAGCAUGUUAAAUCUAGGUGACCAAGCAAAGUUGAAAUCAACUGAACAACAGCACCUUGCUGUAUUGUCUAAUAAACCAGAUGGACAGGAGCUUGUCAAUUAUGUUAACAUAACUGGAGAUGGACACACAUUUGUGAGGGAGGAUAGUAUCCAAAAUGAGACUCCUGAUGUCCAACAUGUUCAGACAGUGAGCACAACAAUUCCUCCGAUGGGGACCCAACAUGAACAGGAAGUGAAAUAUAUGAAUAACCCUAAAGAAGGGGAGCCAUUUAUUCCAUAUGGAGUAACAGGAAAUACUAAUGAUUACACUUCAUCCCAAACUAUAAUCUACGAGGAUGUUCAGGAUCGUCCAAUCACAAACCCUCAAAGUGCAACCACUGGUUUCCAUGACAACACUAGACAAAUCAUCUACCCUCAAUCUCAGAGUGUUCCAAUCUCCUACCCCUCCCUAUCAACCACAGAUACAUCCCAGCUCUAUCCAGGAACCAACAAACCAGUGUACACUGUCCCAGACCAACGCCUUACAUCUGGGACGGGGACUCAAAUAUCUCAAGUGUCAAACCAACAGAUUGGAAUGCCUAUGCCUGCUGCCAAUACAUGUAAUCCAUCUACAUCUUUUCUGUCUGCAUUGAACAAUGCUACCCCUACAUAUGGACCAAUGACAACUAGAACUGUAACACAAACGCUGGAGGAGACAUUUAAUACUAACCCUAAUGCAUAAUAGAUUAUGAAUAUUGUCCAAGGAAAGUGACAGAAUGAUCAAUUGCGUUGUUUACCAUGAAAUUUUUUCUAGUGUAUUCAUAUCUGAAUUCUCUUGACAUUUUCCGGACAAUUGUGAUUUUAGGGAUGACAGUGUCAGUCCAAAUACAUUAUGUUAUUUUGACAUCAUAUAAUGAAAAUGUAUGAAUGGAUAUGAGCAAAAUAGUGAACUGAUAAUAAUUCUGCUUUCUUUUGUAAAUCAGAUUAAAGAGAAGAAGCUGUAUUUGGAGUCACUGACAUUGAUUUUCACUUGUCACUCUUGGAUGGCCCAAGUCCAAUUUCCUCAAUAGGAAAUCACAAUCACAUUGAUAUUAUUGCAAUAUCACAGCCUUCUCUCAGGUUCCUUCUAGAUUCUUGUGCAUUGCAAAGAUGGUCUGAGUAUCAGAAUGACAUAAAAAGCCUUGGGCCAACCACCACCAAAGAUAUUACAAGUAAUUAGCCUACC
Messenger RNA from Owenia fusiformis, 3095 nucleotides. The record is from the annotation of a GenBank genome assembly. Lineage: Eukaryota; Metazoa; Annelida; Polychaeta; Sabellida; Oweniidae.